GGCACAACUGAUUGACAAAUGAGGUUAUAAUUGUGGUUUACAAAUUGUUUUGUAAAUCUAACACAAUUAAUUUUAUUUGAAAUUUUUUAGCUAUUGAAAUGCCUGGGUGGUAUUUUGAUAAAAAAGAACUAAGGAAUACACCAUCAGCUCAGGAUGGUAUAGAUUAUAAGACUGAAAUGCGAUAUCGUAAAGAAGGAGCCAGGUUAAUAAUAAACACUGGUUCCAAAAUGGACUUGGGAUACAACACAAUGGCAACUGGAGUAGUUUAUUAUCACAGAUUUUAUAUGUUCCACUCGUUCAAACAGUUUCCAAGAUAUGUUACAGCAUGCUGCUGUUUAUUCCUCGCCGGCAAAGUAGAAGAAACCCCAAAGAAAUGCAAAGAUAUAAUUAAAACGGCAAGGAGCUUACUCACAGAUCAGAAAUUUGCUACAUUUGGAGAGGAUCCAAAAGAGGAGGUAAUGACAUUAGAAAGAAUUUUACUCCAAACAAUAAAAUUUGAUCUUCAAGUUGAACACCCCUACCAGUACCUGUUAAAAUAUGCCAAAUGUCUUAAAGGUGACAAAAGCAAAUUGCAGAAAAUGGUCCAAAUGGCAUGGACUUUUGUAAAUGAUAGUUUAUGUACAACAUUAGCCUUACAAUGGGAACCUGAAAUAAUUGCAGUGGCAUUGAUGUAUUUGGCUGGUAAACUUAGUAAAUUUGAGGUAGUUGAUUGGAUAGGAAGAAAUUCAAAACAUUGUCGAUGGUGGGAUAUGUUUGUUGAAGAUGUUACUUUGGAUUUAUUAGAAGAUAUUUGCCAUCAGGUAUUAGAUUUAUAUUCCCAAGCAGAUAACACAAACGCAGCAGAUAGCCCUCCACCAUCUUCACAAAAAGGGGCCCCUGCUGUUUUACCUGUGUCUAAUAGAACUUCAAAUGGCCAUGAGAAAAUAUGUUCUCCAGAUCAACCAGCUCCUGUUAACAUCAAAAUUCCACCGCCAUCAGAAAUUCCUCAAUUUCCUUACCAGACUUUUACUGGGGGCCCUCCACCAGUACCUAUGUAUCCUACACCAGUUAGUGCAUUUUCUUCAGCUCCUGUAUUGGCAGCCGCGCACCCGCCCCAUUUAACAGGUCCUCCACCUGGACCACCACCUCAUAUAACUGCUCCACCACCAACAGUAUUUCCUUAUGUUAACCAUCCUCCACCAUUUGUACCUCCUGUUGUAUCUUCUGGAGCACCUCCGUUUUAUCCAGCAAACGCUCCUCCACCAGCUCAACCCCAGCAUAGGCCAUUCUAUCCUCCCCCUACAUAGUUUUUUCAGAAUUACGUUUUUUGGUUAAAUAAAGAAUGCAGAUGACUGUGUCAGUUAUGAAAUUAAUUUUAAUUUUAUAUUCAAUGACUCUAUAAUAUCAUGUAAAUGUAAAAUGUUAUCUAUUUUUUUUUAUUUCUAAAUUAUCACUUUCUACAGCUAAAUUGGAGCAAAAUAUCUUCAUCUCUGAACAUACAGUAUUUUUAAGCAGUGAGGUUUAUUAUUCAAAAAUUUAAUUUCAUUAUUGUUUACAAGAGUUUCUAAAUGUUAAGGUUUUUAAUUCAGUGCAUAAAAAAUAGAUAUGUCCAGAGAUAUUAAUUUGUUUGUAAAUUACAUGGGAUAUUCAAUAAGGAUUUGUCCAAGGUUUUAAUAAAUUUAUACCUUCAAAACGGUGAUGUAUAUAUACAAAUGACUAUUAAAAAUUUCUUAUGAAUUUUGUUACAAUUAGAAAUUUAUUUUUCAUUUAUUUUAAAAAUAAUAUUUGAUAUAUGACUGCAGUGGAUUUAAUGAUCUUUUUGCUCUGGCUCACUUUCUUUUUUUAUAUUACAUAAUCAAUUCUACAGUAUCAUUUAUAGCGGAUUAGCUUAUACUAAUGAAUAAGAGCCAUAACUGCAUCACUUUGCUUCCAGAAAAGAAAUGUCCCAAGAUAAGUAAGUAACCCAUAACUCCUUGCGGAAAACUUAAUUUCUACAAAAACAAUACCACCUUCUCCCAAACAUUUCUUAGCUAAUAUUGUAAACACUUCCCAUAGACGAGACCGCCUAACGCCAGUUGAAUGAUCUCACUAUGGAAGAUAUUUUUGUAAAAACUUUUAUUUCCAACGAAUAUAAAAUUAUAUAUUCUUGUUGUGUUAAAUCGGAUGAGCCACAUUGUUACUUCAUUUUUCUUGGAUAAAUCCAUAUUGUUAUAGUAUGCAUUUGUUAAAUCACUAAAUUUUCAUGUCUAGAAGUUGAACUGAAAAACUUUUGCUAUACAUAUUAACAAAUUAUGUAGUUGAAUUGAAAUUUGUAAAUAAUGUGUAACAGUAAGACUUAUUUUAUUUUUGUAAAUGAACAAAUAGUUGCAAUUAUUUCCUAAUGUUAAAUAAUCUAUUUAUUUUGUAAAUAUGAGAUUAGAAAUCAUAAAAAAUGUAUCAGUCAUAUUAUUUGCUUUUAUUUCCUUUCAAAAUGAACAAACGAUGGCUAAACUAAAACAAACAUGACAGUUUUCGAACUAUCAUCAACCCACAGUGAGUGCGCCGUCAAAUUUGGAAAGAAAUUACGGAUGAAUUAAUGAGAAAAAUUAGAACUGUUUCAAUAAAUUCGAGUUUUUACCUACAUCCAUUUAUGAUUAGGUUCAACUUUAAAUUAAAUUUUCACAUUACCCUUUGUGGUUAUAAAAAGUCUCUCAUUAGCACUACCAAUGGAAUGUGAGUUGUCUUUUUGAAAGAAGUACCUCAUCACUCAAUAAGUCGUGUGACUUACUAAGGAAAACACAUUUUGUGCCAAAAUCUCCUUCAACGACAACACAAUCAGUCCAACGCUUCUCUAACUUCUCGAUUCCGUGCUUGUAGAAGUAUUUGUCUUUUGCUUCAUAAUAGGUUACAAUUUCAGCAAAUGCUACUGAGCUGAAUUUCUUACUGGCGAGCAUUUUUUUGAGGUCAGCGAAUAGCCAGUAGUCCUUGGGGGCCAAAUCUGGACUAUACAGUGGACGAGGAAGCAAUUCGAAGUGUAAUUCGUUCAAUUUAACCAUCGUUGUCAUCGACUUGUGAAUCGGUGCAUUGUCUUGGUGGAACAGUGUUUUUUUCUUCGAAAUAUGAGGUCGUUUCACCUUGUUUUUUGCAUUCAAACGAUCCAACAACUCUAUGUAGUUUUUGUUAUUGAUUGUCUUUUCAUUUUGGAGCUAUUCAAUAAACAAUAUUCUAUGUGCAUCCCAAAAUACUGAAGCCAUAUCCUUCCUAGCUGAUUCUGGAGUGAAGUGAUGGAUUCAUGUUUCAUACAUUGUUAUAUCGACGCAAAAAAUCUGAUUUAUUAGGUGUAAACAUUAUGAAACACUGUUCUGAAUCACCAAGACGUUGUUUUUGAUCGACUGUGAGUAAACGCGGCACCACUUUGAAAAAAGCUUUCUCAUGGUCAACCGUUCAUGCAUAAUUGUAAACACACUGCCUUCUGAUAUCUUUACGGCCUCAGCUAUCUCACACAAUUUCAAUUUACGAUUAGAUAUAACCAAUUUGUAGACUUUUUUGAUGUUUUCUGGAGUAACCACCUUAAUUGGACGAUCAGAAUAUUCACCAUCAUUCUUUUCGAUGGAGGAGGGUCCCGAUAAUACUUUUGAAUCCAUCGUUCAGCGUGUACAGUAUUUUUUUUAUCAAAAAGCAAUGAUGAUUUAACACACGAAAUUGUUUUGAAAAUAAAAAAAGUAGCUGCACUUAAAUGGUUGUCACUUUUUUCUGACUAAUCGAAAUGUCAUUAAAUUUCACACAUAGUCUCUUGAAAAUUGGUACUUCGUGCCAUCUGUGUGUUAGUCACACGACUUAUUGGGUGAUAUAAUAUGACUUAAGGUGAGAUGUACAUGAAAAUAAUGCAGCGUUAAUAACUUAAUUGAAAAUAAG
Diorhabda sublineata is the source of this 3873-nucleotide messenger RNA. Its product is annotated as cyclin-K. The transcript is spliced from 4 exons. Gene Ontology annotation, cellular component: cyclin/CDK positive transcription elongation factor complex; nucleus. Lineage: Eukaryota; Metazoa; Arthropoda; Insecta; Coleoptera; Chrysomelidae. The record is from RefSeq and is a predicted model, not a curated record. Gene Ontology annotation, molecular function: cyclin-dependent protein serine/threonine kinase activator activity. Gene Ontology annotation, biological process: positive regulation of DNA-templated transcription, elongation; regulation of transcription by RNA polymerase II. Bases 99 to 1286 code for a protein of 395 amino acids.